This is a messenger RNA of Sesamum indicum (sesame), 1500 nucleotides long. RefSeq names its product RTF2 RING-finger protein. The record is from RefSeq and is a predicted model, not a curated record. Gene Ontology annotation, cellular component: nucleus. Gene Ontology annotation, biological process: mitotic DNA replication termination. Gene Ontology annotation, molecular function: protein binding. Lineage: Eukaryota; Viridiplantae; Streptophyta; Magnoliopsida; Lamiales; Pedaliaceae.
UCCUCCUCUACGACGGUAUAUAUAUAUAUAUAUACAUAUCUUCAUCUUCUCCGUCUUCUCCCCAAUUCACAACUUCUUCUAGCUUCAUAUUUAUUCUUCAGAAAUUUUUAUUGAUUAUUUCUCCCAAAUUAUGAGACCCACAUCACGAAAUUUCCAGAUUUUCGUUCAAUCCCCAGACCUCCGAAUCCCCACCCGUGCCCUAAUUUUCCAAAACCCUAGCCCUGAUCUCACCCUCCAUCAUCUGAAGUCUUCCAUUUUUCCGAUUGCGUCGGUUCCACGUGGUUCCCUUUUCUUCACUCUUAAUGGCAAACCGCUUGCCGACUCCACCCGCCUCUUGCAUAAUUCCCUGAUCGCCCCGCUCUCCACUCUAACCCUCCACCUUCGGUUCCACGGCGGCGGUGGAGAUGGGGGCGCCACGGGGGCGGAGUCCCGGGACUGUUAUUUGAAUAUGUACGCGGUUAAGAAGCCUGAUAAGGUUGAUCCGAAUGAAAUGAGGCUUUCUAAAUGGCUCAACUGUAGUUUGUCCAACGAGCCGUUGAGGCACCCGGUGGUUAUUGAUAAGUUGGGAAAUUUGUUUAAUAAGGAGGCUUUGGUCGAGGCUUUGUUGAAAAAGAAUAUGCCUAGAGAGUUUUGGUAUAUUAAGGGUUUGAAGGAUAUGAUCUCGGUUGAACUGGCGGAGAUUCCGGGAGCUAGGGAGAGUGGGGAGGUGAAGUUCCAGUGCCCAAUAACUGGGCUGGAAUUUAAUGGGAAAUAUAAGUUUUAUGCGAUCAAAAGCUGUGGGCAUGUUUUCAGCGCAAAGGGGUUUAAGGAGGUGAAGUCUUCUGCUUGUUUGAUUUGUCAUAAGGAAUUUGUGGAAAGUGAUAAGAUUGUGAUAAAUGGGAGUGAGGAGGAGGUUAAGGAAUUGUGGGAGAAGGUGAAGGAGGAAAAACUGAAAGUUAAGGAUACCGGCAAGAAACCUAAGAAGUUGAGGAAUGGGGAUGUGAAUGGAGAGGAAGUGGGGCGAUUGACGGGGACAAAACAUGGCAUUGAAGGGAAUGGGACAAAAACUGAUGCGAAUGGGUCGACUAAGAAGUUGAAAGCAGGAGUCAUAGCUCCAGCAAAUGCAACCAAGGAGGUGUAUGCCUCUAUUUUUACUUCAUCAAAGAAAUCGGAUUUCAAGGAGACAUUUACUUGCAGAUCGUUGCCACUUGGUCGGAACUGAUUAGCUGGUGCAUUGGAGGUGUGUUAGUGUUCUGUUUGUAUUGUAUCUGAAGAUUGUCAUUGCUUGUAGCUAUUAUACUGAUUGUUCUGUCCGGGGUUAUUAAUGAACUUCUUAAACUUGACUUGCCACAGAUGAUUUCUUCUUUUAUUUAGUUAUUUUGAUUCUGGCAAGUGCAGUAGCACAAUAGAAAAUUGAUGGAGUAAUCAUGCUUUUGUGGUUGUGUUUGUAAUCAGAACCAAGGUGAAUUAUCAGAUAUCGAGCAUACGAGAAAACCAACUGAAAAGGCGCUUUUAUCUGUU